Pecten maximus is the source of this 3653-nucleotide messenger RNA. RefSeq names its product sal-like protein 1. Gene Ontology annotation, cellular component: nucleus. The transcript is spliced from 2 exons. The record is from RefSeq and is a predicted model, not a curated record. Bases 136 to 1419 code for a protein of 427 amino acids. NCBI's taxonomy places the organism in Eukaryota, Metazoa, Mollusca, Bivalvia, Pectinida, Pectinidae.
AAUAUGCAGUGUUUGGAGUUUGCAGUGUUUGGAGUAGGCCUAUUAAUUUAGGAGUUGUAAUGUGCUAAAAUGCUCGAUAUUUCACCUCUUUCGAGUAAAACAGACAUCUAAACAAUCACAUUAUUCGUUUGCAAAAUGGACUCAUCUAUUUAUACCUCAAUCAAGAAGGAAACAAUCGAGGACGAUGCAUUAUACAAGGGGUUGGAUCCGGCCUCUCGGACAGACGUAGGCCCGGUCAUGGGAGGAGUUGGUGGUGAUGGUGGCCUUAGUGGUAGUAGCGUGCUACGUAAUAUCUUUUCGUGUCCAGAUAAUAUGCUAACAAAGCCAGCUGCUAAUUUGUUGACGAGUUUUGCUAAUGAAUAUCAGCAAAGCCAGAGAACGUUGCCGGAUAAAGGGAAUACUUUGUUGACAUCUGACAGUGACAGUAGCAUUAACAAUGGUUCACACAAAACAAGUACAAAUAAUGCAGUAAAUGAGGGUCACCUACGGCAUUUACUAACUCAACGGAAGGCAGAAAUUACAUCAUUCCUUUCUUCUCGUUUACCUAUAAUAUCAACAAGUGUAAAAAAAGAGUCCUCGUUUGACCAAUUAGAUAGAGACUGUAUACAUAACGAUACUGGUCUUUGUAAUACCAGUCAUUCAACCAGUAAACACAAAGACAGUGUAAUGAGGGCGAUGUUGACAGCUCCGCCAAUUUAUGGUUCCUCAAUACAAGAUAUAAACAAUAAAUGCAAAUCUGGACUAGACUUUGAGUACCAACCUACAGCUCGCAGCGUUCAAGAAGAUGCUGGUUUUACAGCUGAGAACUAUGCACCUUCAGGUUUUGCAUCUGAUGAAGUCAUGGACUCGCCUGAGUCACUCCCGCUACUUCCUCCAAAGGCUUCUAAUCCUCAAAUGACAAGGGAAGAUUUCAAUGCUUUCUGUCGAGCUAUCCUGUUGAAUGGCGGUCCGGCCAAAAUCAAUUCUGAAAAUUCAACUUUAAGUGUGGAUGUCCCAAAUGAUGAUGUAUUAAGCAAAAUCAAGGGAGGACAAGAGAAGGGCAAGCGGAAGUUCCAGUGUGACAUUUGUCAUAAGUCAUAUGGCCACAAUAGUAGUCUUAAAGUCCACUACCGUGUACACACUGGGGAGAGACCGUUCAAGUGCCAUGUGUGUGAUCGAGACUUCAGCCACUCCAAUAGCCUCCAAAUUCACAUCAAAACACAUUCAGAUAAACCAGCCUUCAAAUGUGAUCAUUGUAAAAUGGAGUUCUCUCGCUCAAACCAUUUAUCUUAUCACAUGCCUACAAACACCAUGGACAAGCCAUUUGUUUGUGGUUUUUGUGGGAAAUCUUUUUCUAAAGCUUGUAAUCUCAAAGUCCACAUGCGAGCCCACACUAGUGACAAACCUUCCAUAUGUGAUUCUUGUAGGAAAGCCUACUGAAAACUCAUACUUGUAUACAUACUGACCAUACCAGUGCACUGUAUGCCCUUAAAUAAAUAUACUUAGGUGUACUUCAAUUGUAUUCUUCAAUAAACACCGGGAUUAAACCAUAAGGUGUGAAGAAAAGGUCCAGUGGGUCAAAUGACCUGAAAAAACACAGUCAUGUUCACGCUGGGAAAAAGCCAUAUAGUUGUAGUAGGUGUAGCAAAGCAUUCUGACAAUCUAGUGCUUUAUAGGAACAUACUCUGGCCAUCGUCCUCAUCACUGUAAGUUGUGUGGGAAAGGUUUCAUUGAUUCAGCGCAUGUCAUCAGGCACAUGCGCUCACACACAUGGGACAUACCAUUUAGUUGUGACAUCUGCCAUAAAACUUCUAGCUUCUCUGAGAAUUUGGUAAAACAUAUAUAUAUAUAUAUGCCAACAUAUAGCAAUGCUUUUUCUUGCUGGUUUUGGAGGGGGCCUUUUGUCUCAUUUUGGGAAAAUAAUUAAUGAAUUGGGAAAGAAUUUUUUUUAAGGAGUAAACUGCAAAUCUUGGGAAUUUGGCUUAAAUAUAAAAUCAUUCCAAAUAGGAAUGAGGCCCAUUUAUGGCCUACAAAAGCCCCCAGAAAACCCUCUGAAUAGUGGGGGUAAAUUUAAAUCAUAUAAAUGUGAACUUUGCCAAAAAGCAUUACAAGACCCAUCUUAUUUGAAACAACACAUGAUGAUACACACCGAUAUAAACAUAGCCGUCAAUACCCAUGUCAUUAUUGUACAAGGAGAUUCAGUGACUUAAAUGCACAUAAUCCUGGUAAAUACUAAAUAUACCGCUUGGCUAGAGAGAUCUUCUCUUUAGCUAAAUCGGUUGAACAUCAGUAAACCAGAGGUCCUUGGCUCGAUCCCUAACAGUGGCAGUGAUUUAAAUUAAGUUGAUCAUACCCUCUGUGACAUACCAAUACUGUCUCCUAGCCAUUUGAAUGUGAUAUUUGUGGAAAAUCUUUUCGACAAUCAGGCCAUCUUCAGAGAUAUCCUAUUUCACAUCGGAAGGUAAUAUUCUGACACCUGCUUUAGAGAAUAAAGAGGGAGGUGAAUGUAAUGACCUUUCUGAUCAGGGAGGUGAUUGUAAUAACCUUUCUGAGGGAGGUGAUCGUAAUAACCUUUAUGAGGGAGGUGAUCGUAAUAACCUUUCUGAGGGAGGUGAAUGUAAUAACCUUUAUGAGGGAGGUGAUCGUAAUAACCUUUCUGAGGGAGGUGAAUGUAAUAACCUUUUUUUGAGGGACGUGAAUGUAAUAGCCUUUAUGAGGGAGGUGAUUGUAAUAACCUUUCCGAGGGAGGUGAAUGUAAUAACCUUUCUGAGGGAGAUGAAUGUAAUAACCUUACCAGGGAGGUAAAUAAUAAUAAGAAAAUCAUGUGGAAGAGUGAACAAAAAUCAGUUCACAAGCUAACAUGGAAGGGAGACUACUAUACUGUAUGUAUAGGUACUGAUGGGAAUCGAAAUCCGUUUUACUUUUCAGAAUCAAUUAACAGAAACUCAAAAAUCGAUCAAUUAUCGAUGAUAAUCGAUUUUCUAAAUUUAGCACAGAAUUGCCAUUUUGUAGAAAAUUUAUGCGAGUCUCAAGUGCAUUUAUUGCACUUUUUAGUUGUUUUUUAUCAAUAUUAUUUUUAAUACUCAACACCAACAAACAAAGCAUUUAACGGUUACCAUAAUUAAAUCUCCUUAAUCAUCUCAAAACGACCAAUGAAUAUAUCACUAAUAGCAUAAGACCAACUACUUCUUGGUUCAGUAACACUCAAAAAAAAUGAAGCCAAAGAUUUACGAAUACAUGUACUUCAAGUUUCUGGUUAAUUGCCUUUUCAAAAUCAUCAAUGUCAGAUCGGUUUUUUUUAAAUUUUUUUUAAAUUUUAUUUUUUUACUAAUUUGGAUAAUUUUCAAAAAUCAGCCAUAUGUGUAGGUGAGAAAAUUUUAUUCUUUUGCAUGUUAAUUUAAUCAUUUCUUGCCUGUCUUUGAAAUGGACUUGAAUUAAAAGUACUGUAGCAAUAAAAAAAAAUCCAAAGACAAUUUAAGAAGCUAUUUUGUGAUACAUACGUAUAUAUAUACAAUGUUUAUUAAGAUUUGGUUAUAGAAAUCAUAAUUUAAGUCUAAUACUAACUGUGAGUAGUUGUUUAUUUUGUUGGAAUUGUAUCUCGAGCAGGAAUUCAUUUAACUGAAAUAUCAAAUGGAUAUUUUUAUGACAACUGAAAUAAAUAUUUAUAUAUGUGU